Messenger RNA from Antechinus flavipes (yellow-footed antechinus), 1138 nucleotides. RefSeq lists its product as uncharacterized. The transcript has 4 exons. Bases 1 to 1008 code for a protein of 335 amino acids. The record is from RefSeq and is a predicted model, not a curated record. Lineage: Eukaryota; Metazoa; Chordata; Mammalia; Dasyuromorphia; Dasyuridae.
AUGGCUCUGGCCCGGGCUGGGACCGCGGUGACCCCCCCGGCUUUUGUACCGGCGCCUGAGCUGUCCCCCAGGGUCCGAGGGAAGAUGCCGCCUCCGUCUCUCUCCCAGGUCCCUCGCUGCUUCAGCGAAGCCGCGUUUUGGAAAUGUCCUGGAGAAUGUUCUUCUACGUCUUAUACUAGAACUUCAGGCCAUAAAACAGCUCGAUGCCGGGCCAGCCACCCCAGAGCCCCCUCCGGGGCUCGUCAGCCGCUGUGGGCAGGUCCUUCUCAGGAGCCCCGCAGCUCCCGGGUCCCACUCAUCCCCCUGCUGGGACGGGCUCCAGUUUCUGGGGAGCGGCGUCCCACUUCUCUCACAUUCUCAGCUGCUCUGAAGGCACCUCCCGACAGCCUGGAAAAGCACCGUGGGAAGAGCCUCUCUGAGAAGACGUCCAGCUUCUGUCGGCCCGGGCGGUCAGUGGGAGGGCCCGGGGGCUCAGGGACGGGGGAGUGGCCGAGGAGAAGCCCCCCUGAGCACAGCGGCCAUCUUAGAAGGCGGAGGAGCGUAUGGAUAGUGAGAAGGGUCCGGUUAAAUAGGUCGGGGAAUGUAAUCAAUGAUGCAGGGAGAGGGGGCAGCCCCGAGACCAGGAGGAAGCCCCAGGGAUGGGAGAGAGGGAGGGAGGGAGGGACCGCUGCCCCGUCAGUCCGAGAAAACCGUGAGGGCGACAAAAAGCCAGAGCAGGCUGGGCGAGGAGGGCGGGCGGCAGCAGGCCGUUCUGGGGGCACUUGGCCGGGAGAAGGCCGCAGGGCCAGAGCGAGUCUGGGGAUCGGUCCUCAGGCAGGAUCCCCAUUCUCGGCCUUUUCCCUGAGGGAGGCCUCUGCGCCGAGGUUCGGGCCAGGUCAGAGGAGCCGGACCCUCCGACAUCCAGUUGGCUCCUCAGUGUCCCAAGGCAGGGCACGAGUCAGGGGGCGCGAAUUCAAAUCCUUCCACCGGGUCGGUGUCCCCAGGCCUCUGGGGGUCUCCUCCAGUUAAUUCCACGGCCUUUUUCUUUGUGUCCCCCUAAUGUUUAAAUGAUUGGUUUCUGAGAAAAGUGAUUAAUGAUUGAAUGUGGGACUUCAUAGGAAUCGCUGAGGAGCCUGGUGUGUGUGUCUGUGUGUGUCUG